CACGCGCUUAAUAGCUUUCUGGAAGUAAGUGUACCAUUAUCCUUGGUAAACAAUGCUUCGUUCUGGACACUUCCCAGUAAUUCAGAAAAGCAAGAUGAGCUAUACGAUCAGUUUAAAAUAAUCGGCAGCCGUGGCAUACAAUGUGAAUCCGAAGCAAUGGACAAUGAUGGUAAUUUAUAUUGCAGUUUGAUUAGUUCAAGUGCGUUGAUCGCUUGGAAGGAGGACAGCGAUUACGAUUCAGAUAAUUUGAAGGUAGUCGCCUACAACCCAGAGAGGCUACGAUUCGUCACAGGAUUAAAGAUUAACCGAAAUAAUCUUGAGGAAGAUGAACUGUGGGCUUUGAGCAGUAAUCCUGAGCUUUUUGUUGGCGCAAAAGUACAGACCGACGAUAUAAAAUUCCAAAUAAUUGGUUGUCGUGUCAAAAAUUUGCUGGAGAAUGAGCCUUGCUCAGUGGUAAUAAAUCAUUUACGGAGAGCGUGAAUGGAAACUAAAAUAAUGUAACUCAGCGAAGAACAAAUUACUUUCUUACAUUUAAAUAAAUGAAGUGCUGAAAUACAUACUUGUGAAUAUUAUUUUUAAAACUAUG
Rhagoletis pomonella (apple maggot) is the source of this 586-nucleotide messenger RNA. RefSeq lists its product as uncharacterized. The annotation marks the transcript as partial. Gene Ontology annotation, cellular component: extracellular region. The transcript is spliced from 3 exons. Lineage: Eukaryota; Metazoa; Arthropoda; Insecta; Diptera; Tephritidae. The record is from RefSeq and is a predicted model, not a curated record.